CCCAUGUGUAAGAGAGAAGACUUUGGACUCCCUGCUUUCAAUACCAAUACAUUUUUCCAAUUGUUGACUGUCGUGGCGAUCAGAAACUACAAGUUCUCUUAAACCCAGAGUUAGGUUUAUAAAGGAAGACUUUCAAACUUUCUGGGGGAGGACGGGUGGGUGAGGAGGAGGAAAGCCGUAUCCUUCUUUUCUUGCUCUGUAUUCAACUCCAUAACAAGAAAUACUCUGGAGAAAGUGUCAACAGUAGACUUUCCGCCAGAUAGUUCGGAGGAGGAAUAAAUUGUCGAUGGUUGCAAAUGAUCAUUGCUGCCGAAACCACUAAGAUCACCUGUCGAGAGUUUCAAAGCACUGAAGGUGAAAUAAUACCACUCCACCCCAUUGCUGGUCGCCAACUUGACUCAUAUUCUACGCAAGUUUACAAAGUGCUGAGAAAGAAUUUGAAGAAUUAGAAGCGCUUGGUGUCGCAGAAGGGCAGUGACUGGGAUUGCACAAGUGGUUCUGAUCUCUAAAGCCCAGCCCGUGGCUGCAGGAUGAGGGGACGGUCUGUACUGAGUGCUCUGGGAGUGAUGUGUUGUUACAUUGGUUUAAAUCCACAGAUUAAUGCUGAUGAUGUUAUUACCAAAGAAGAACAGAUAUACCUUCUUUUUGCAGAAAAGGCAAAUUGUGAUCUACAUAUAUUAAAUCAAACUGAAGAAGAUGGGUCCUGUUUUCCAGAGUGGGAUGGUUUAACAUGCUGGCCAAGUGGAUUCCCAGGAGAGAUCAUUGCUGUUCCAUGCCCCAGUUAUAUUUAUGACUUCAACCAUAAUGGAUUCGCCUAUCGUCAGUGUGAAAAUGAUGGAAAAUGGAAGUUCAUUGAAAAUCUGAACCGAACAUGGACAAAUUACACAGAGUGUAUCACUUUCUUGCAGCCGGAAAAUAGCAAUCGACAAGAAUUCUUUGACCGGUUAUACGUAAUGUAUACCGUGGGAUAUUCUGUGUCACUCUGCUCACUGACCAUAGCGAUUAUGAUCGUAGGAUAUUUCAAGAGACUCCAUUGCACUAGGAAUUAUAUCCACAUGCACUUGUUUGUCUCCUUCAUACUAAGAGCCAUCAGCAUUUUCAUCAAAGACAAUGUUGUGCAUUCUGAUUUCGAAAUGCAAGAAUAUGAUUCUCUUGCAGUGGAUGAUCUGAAAACCAUCACAGUUGCCUCUAUAAUAGACAAGUCCCAUUAUGUGGGAUGCAAGAUUGCUGUCAUAUUCUUUCUCUAUUUCUUGGCUACAAACUACUACUGGAUUCUAGUGGAAGGUCUUUAUUUGCACUGCCUCAUAUUGAUGGCCUUCCUCUCUGACAGAAAAUAUUUGUGGAGUUUUACCUUCACUGGAUGGGGAGUUCCAGCAGUCUUCGUUGCGGCUUGGGCUAUUGUGAGAUCAGUAUUGGCUGAUGAAAGCUGCUGGGAUCUGAACGUGGGCAACUAUAAUUGGAUUUAUCAAACACCAAUUCUCAUAGCUAUUGUGGUAAAUUUUAUCUUGUUUAUAAAUAUUGUUCGGGUUUUGGCUACCAAGCUUCGCGAAACAAAUGCUGGGCGAUAUGAUGCAAGAAAGCAGUACAGAAAAUUGGCAAAAUCCACCCUGGUUCUUGUGCUUGUGUUUGGAGUGCAUUACAUCGUGUUUGUCGGUGUACCACAUACCUUCACUGGAUUAGCAUGGGAAAUCCGGAUGCACUUUGAACUUUUCUUCAACUCAUUUCAGGGAUUCUUUGUUGCAAUUAUCUACUGUUUCUGCAAUGGAGAGGUUCAGACUGAAAUUAAAAAGACAUGGACAAGGUGGCGCCUUUCCUUAGACUGGAAUGGGAAGGCAAGUUGUGGGACUUACAGAUAUGCCUCAGCAUUAACCAACCUCACCAACAGUACCGCCAGCCAGGUACAGAUGAAUGGACGGACAUCAUUAUUAACUCGCAAAUUUCUUAAGAAUGGAGUUAAACAAGAAAACAGCCACUUAAUUUUACCUGGGUAUGUAAGAAGCAACUCUGAUCCAGAGAGCCUUCAGCCAUCCAUCCCUGAAGAAGCCAAUGAAAAUGAGGAAAACCUGGAAGAUGUAAUUUAUCUUAAAGAAUCAUCAAAGCCUGCACUCAGGGAAAACAACAAAGAACAUGAAGAAGCAAUGUAAAUGGCAUCAAGAUUAUAAUAAGUGAACAUUUGCUCCACGGAAAUUCUUGUGCAAGAAUCCCUGCUCCCUGUGAUCAGGUAGAAGACUCUGGCCAUAAGAGUUUUUGCAUUCCAGCUUGUCGCACUAUUCAUUUAUUUUUAUUCACCUAAGAAAAGUCUGUGACCUAUUUUGAAUAGUAAUACAUGUUGAUCACUGUACGGUUCAAAUUGUGUCUAAUUAAUAUCUUGCCAUGGUGUAUCUGACACCCACUGGGCUGGUUUUG
Carcharodon carcharias (great white shark) is the source of this 2406-nucleotide messenger RNA. Its product is annotated as parathyroid hormone 2 receptor-like. Gene Ontology annotation, biological process: adenylate cyclase-modulating G protein-coupled receptor signaling pathway; cell surface receptor signaling pathway. Gene Ontology annotation, cellular component: plasma membrane. The coding region runs from base 531 to 2144 and encodes 537 amino acids. The transcript is spliced from 13 exons. Gene Ontology annotation, molecular function: G protein-coupled peptide receptor activity; peptide hormone binding; parathyroid hormone receptor activity. NCBI's taxonomy places the organism in Eukaryota, Metazoa, Chordata, Chondrichthyes, Lamniformes, Lamnidae. The record is from RefSeq and is a predicted model, not a curated record.